CUCAAGCUAAGGUAAGCAGCUAUCCUCCCCCUUCUUCUCCCCCUCCAUUCCCCUAUAAAGCCAUCUUUUAUGUGACCACUCAUGGGCUCUCCUUCCUCCAUCUCCAUCUCCCUGCUGUGACUGAGCUACAUACUACCAGAGCUAAAGCAUAUGUACUCAAAUCUGUACUACCUCCUUACCUUGUGAUCCAUGCUAAGCUGCAUGCUAGCUAGGUUGCUGCCAUCACUUACUGCAUGCACUUGUGAGUGGUGAUCUCAUCUGCUGCUACUACAGCAAUUAGCUAGCAGAGCUGCAGCUCAUCGAUCCAUGGACAACAUGACCCACAACUCCAGCAGCAGCAGCUCAUGGGAUUUGGACAUGAGCCUCGGCAGCCACCACCAUCCCCUCCUCUUCGACCAGCCGCCGCCGCCGCCGCCCCCGCCGCCGCCGCCGCCAUUACCCUUCCACCUCCACCACCACCCUCUAGAUCCCUCUCCUUCUUCUUCUUUGUUUCCUCCUCCUCCCCAUCAUCACCACCAUGCCCAUCACCUCCAUCAUCCUCUCGACCUGGACCAGCGGCGUGGUCACCAUGACUAUGGCGGCGGUGACCAGGGGGGCGACGAGGAGCUGAGGCUUCAGCAGGAGGCGGCGGCAGGUGGUGGUGGUGGUGGCCAGGACGGCGGCGGCGGUGGGGAUCAGGACGCCGACGAGGAGCUCGGCGCCAUGAAGGAGAUGAUGUACCGGAUCGCCGCGAUGCAGCCGGUGGACAUCGACCCGGCGACCAUCAAGAAGCCCCGCCGCCGCAACGUCCGCAUCAGCGACGACCCGCAGAGCGUCGCCGCCCGCCACCGCCGGGAGCGGAUCAGCGAGCGCAUCCGCAUCCUGCAGCGCCUCGUCCCGGGGGGGACCAAGAUGGACACCGCCUCCAUGCUCGACGAGGCCAUCCGCUACAUCAAGUUCCUCAAGCGCCAGGUCCAGGAGCUCCAGCACCAGCCGGGACCGCCGCCGCCGCCGUAUCCCGCCGGAGCUGCACCGGCCGCCGGGCCCAGCACCUCGGCCGUGGGCCCACCGGGCCGGCCAUUCUUGCCGCUGGGUGGAGGAGGGCCCAUGAUCGACUGGGUCGGCCUGACCAGGCCGGUGGACAUCCAUGGGCCGACCUCGUCGUCGUCCUCGUCGUCGAUGGGCGGCGCCUUGGGUUUCGGGUUCGGCUGCGGCGGCGGCGGGCAGAGCAGCCAUGGGAUGCACUGAUGGAUGAUGAAAUUGGGAUGGAGCAAUAUAGCUGAGAGAGAGGAGAUUAACUAAGCUAGGGAUGCAUGGAUUGGUGGACUAGAGAGGUAAUUUUGGUAAUUUGGUUUUGGUCUUGGUUUUUAUUAAUUAAUUUGCUCUUGUUGUUGGCUCAGGCUACUAGCUACUCUCUCUACUCCCCACUGAGUAGCUAAGCUGCUGCCUUGAUGUUUCUCAAAGUACAAUUAAUUAAUAAGAUUAGCUAGGGUUUGCAUUCUAUUUGCCAA
Molecule: messenger RNA, 1490 nt
Organism: Oryza sativa Japonica Group (Japanese rice)
Lineage: Eukaryota; Viridiplantae; Streptophyta; Magnoliopsida; Poales; Poaceae
Product: transcription factor HEC2
Biological process (GO): regulation of DNA-templated transcription
Molecular function (GO): DNA-binding transcription factor activity; protein dimerization activity
Source: RefSeq, a predicted model, not a curated record